Entrophospora sp. SA101 is the source of this 426-nucleotide messenger RNA. The record is from the annotation of a GenBank genome assembly. NCBI's taxonomy places the organism in Eukaryota, Fungi, Glomeromycota, Glomeromycetes, Entrophosporales, Entrophosporaceae.
AUGAAUUUCGAAUCUGUUAAUUCUGAAAUUGACACCAUAGACAAUAAUUCUUUGGAAGAAACUGAGUCAAAUGUUUAUAUACCCACAAACAAAGAAAUUGAAGAUACCAUAAAUUAUGGCGAAGUUAAAAAUACUACUCGUAAUACACAAUUCUGGUUGAAAGUUCUUACAGAUAUUAGAACCAAAAUGGGAUACAAUUAUGACAUUGACAAAUCGCCAUAUGCACCAACAUCAAUAAAAAAUUGUUUUGCUGCAAUAUGUAGGUAUCUAUGGGACAAUUCAAACAUUUCUCCUGUUCCAGAUCUUUAUGAUGAACGUAUGUUUCCAAGACUUCACAAACUUUCAGAUGGAAAAAUUAAAAAAAUACAAGAUUUAAGCAUAAUUAAACAGAAAAAUCUUGAUCCACUUGAAUAUGGCAAAAUUUAA